This is a messenger RNA of Thecamonas trahens ATCC 50062, 2269 nucleotides long. RefSeq lists its product as uncharacterized. Gene Ontology annotation, cellular component: SAM complex. NCBI's taxonomy places the organism in Eukaryota, Apusomonadida, Apusomonadidae. The transcript is spliced from 4 exons. Gene Ontology annotation, molecular function: amino acid kinase activity. The coding region runs from base 1 to 2085 and encodes 694 amino acids. The record is from RefSeq and is a predicted model, not a curated record.
AUGCAUGUCCUUGCUUACGUCCGCUUUGCCGGUCUGGAGGAGAACGAGCUCAAGGUGAUGACCUUGCUGGUGGCUGGUGCAGACAACAUCAUUGCUUAUCUUAAGCGUCGUGGUCACAAUCUCGACUUUAAGCUCGCUCCGGAAGAGAUGGCUGAUGUCCUCGCCUACUCUGCCAUGGUCAAGAACGAGCUCUUUACAGCAAUGAUGCACUCGUGGUGGAACGAGGAGGAGAACUACCAGGUCGUCAAGUCCUUGUAUGCCUCUUCCCUUCCUUUCCCGCUCUCUUGGAUCUUGCCCAAGCAGAUGCAGGAUGCUGUUCAGGCUGGUCUUGGCGCCAUCGUCCAUGCUGAGGAUCUCUCCACUGCUCGUCUCUCUGAAGUGCCAGACGUUGAUGCCGAUGCCCUCUACGCUCGUGCAAACGCCAUCUACAUUGCCCUCGCUGCCCGCCUCGGUGACUCGGAGUACUUUUUCGGGCCCACACCGUGCUCGCUCGACACCAUCAUCUUCUCGCAUCUGCUGCUCCAGUACCUGGCUCCGCUGCCAAACGCCCGCCUCUCGAGCAUGAUCCGCACACACCCGAAUCUCGUCUCCUACCUCACCCGCCUCGCCUCCGAGUACCUCGGCAUGGACAUGAUGGCAUCUCCUGCCUUUGCCAUGCCUUCUCCCGUCCGCUUUAAGCGCCGCUCCCGCCUCUACAUCGGCCUCGGCCUCACCGCCGUCGUCGGCUACGUCACCUUUUACCUCGGCGGCGGUGUCCUCACCUCGUUCCGUGGCCCGCGGCAGGCUCAAGUUGCUUUGGCGUUGUUUGCCGCUGUGACGGGCAUGAAUCUCUCUGCCGUCGACCAGUCCGAGAACAUCUCGUUGGCAGUGACCGAGUUGGAUUCGUAUGACGAUCGCAACUUUAAGAUCACCAUCACCACCAAGUCCGAGACAACAUCCACUACGACAGCGACGACGACGGCAUCCGAGUCGGGAUCAGGUUCCAUGUUGCCAGGGCUGGGUUCUCUCGUCUCUGAGGGUUGCUACGUGCUCAAGGUCCACAAUGGCGUCGAGUCGUCGCCCAAGGGCCUUCCGCUGCUUCAUGCUCAGAACGCAGUGCUGGAUCAUCUGGCAAGCUCUGGGUUUGCUGUCCCGGUUCCGAUCCGCCUCGCCGAGGUGGACACGGCGAGCAGGGCUGGAUGGCCGGUCGGCGACGCCGAUGCCGCUGCUCGCCGGGCGGCGUUUGACGUCGGCGCUGCGCGGGCGGCGUACGACGACGGCGCCGAGGACGGCGGCAAGCUUCGGCUGGUGCCGCUGGAGAGCAAGGAUGGGCGCGUGCGGCUGCACGCCGUCCGGGUUCUCACCUGGGUUGAUGGCGUCCUGCUCGCGGACAAGGUUGAUGCUGGAUCGCCGGGCUUUCUGGCGCUGCUCAACAAGGUGGGUGCGACGCUUGGCCGGAUGGAUGUUGCGCUGGCAUCGUUCUCGCAUUCGGGCGCAGUGCGGACGCAUCUGUGGGACCUGGCUUCGCUGCCGCAGCUUGAGGUCUUUGUCGACCACAUCAGCGACGCGGACAAUGCUGCCCUGGCCCGGCGAGUCUACGCUGACUUUGCGGCGCAAGUGCUCCCGGUCGCCGACUCGCUCUCGAGCCUCACACUCCACAACGACGCCAACGAUCAGAAUGUGCUGGUCAACACCGAGGGGACCGAGGUUGUGGGCGUCAUCGACUUUGGCGACAUGGUCUACUCGAAGCGGGUCUACGAGCUCGCCAUUCUCAUGGCCUACACCAUGCUCCCAUCGCGGGCGCUCCUCGAUGAUGCGAGCCACACCGAUGAGGCAGAGUCGGCGCGGCUAGUUGCUGCUGCGCACGCCGUGUACACCGGGUACGCCGACGCUGUCGCGGACUCGGCGCCCAUCACCGAUCUCGAGCGCUCGCUCCUCUUUACCCUUGUCCGCUCGCGACUGGCCCAGUCGGUCACCAUGUCUGCCUACUCCUUUUCCAAGGAUCCCACCAACGAGUACCUGCUCGUCACCGCGCGUCCCGGCUGGAACACUCUCCGCCUCCUCGAGGCUCUUGGUGCCGAGCCGUUUACCGCCGCCCUCCAGUGAUGUGCCGCCGCCCUUUCAAUGAUCACGCCGACCAUGAUCUCGCCGACCAUGAUUGAUCACCACGUCAACCACCACCACCAUCACGCCAACCACUACCACCAUUGGCAAUAUCAUCAAAACCCAUCUCCCUUCCCCUGGUACCCCUCGUAGCCCUCGCCCAUGGCUCACGCUUCAAAAAUUCGGA